Molecule: messenger RNA, 9300 nt
Organism: Lecanosticta acicola
Lineage: Eukaryota; Fungi; Ascomycota; Dothideomycetes; Mycosphaerellales; Mycosphaerellaceae
Source: the annotation of a GenBank genome assembly
AUGGAGGGACUCAAGGGCAUCAUCCCGCAUCUAUUCCUUCCGCCUCAGCUUCCGCAGGAGGAAGAUGCUGCACCCACCGAGGCGGCCAUUCUCGAGGUGACAACAACAGCGCUUCUCGCGUUCCGCGCACGCUCUCCAAAUGCUGCCGUUGACAAGGCGAUACUGCUCUUGUCGAAGCUCAAGGAUGUCCAUAGCGAACUCGACUUCUCUCGAGCGAACGAGGCCCGUCUCUUGACGACUCUGAACAACUUGGGAGAUGGGGAAGUCAUGGCCGUGAAAGUCACCGAACAAAAUGCCGCUAUUCUCAUCACGCGAGAUAAUGAUGAGCUUCUAUUCGAAGCCUUCGAGUUAUCACCCGAGAAUAAGGCGGUAUACGCAGCUCAAGGAAGACUUGUGCGCACCUUUCCGGCGACAGCCGUCUCCAUUGCCGCUUCAACCCUUCGAGACGCCGACUUUGCAUCGAGCAUUGCCCAUACCCUCUCUACCAUGUCACAACAAGCUGUUCCUGGCAUGCAACCUAUGUCAAAGAAAGCUGGAUCCAUGCAUGAAGAAGAUCGCGAUACCACCAGCCCGGCAAUAAUCUCUGAGCUCUUCUUCUCAAUCCUCAGAGGCGUCGGGCUCCCACACUCAUCCUCCACAGUAUCCAAGAAUACCCGGGAAGAAGUUUUGUGGACCGAUGCUCGGCGACCCUGGCGUCGUUCGCCCACGUGGCUACUCAUUCGGGUCGCUCUCCAUCUGGUCAUCUCGCGCUCCGCCGAUGGCUCUCAUUACCUCUACAAAAAGGUUGUGGCUUUCAUUCUGAGUCAAGUGCUUGAUUCCUGCACAGCCCUAGGCUUACCGUCAGAGCUCUACUACGCCAUGAGUGCGAAGAUAGACCGUCGGCGACAGAAGCUUCUUCUUCAUGACGAACAUGCCCUCGAUGAUCCUGUGGGCAUUGCUAUUGGGGAAGCACUCCAAAAGGCUAAUCACAUGAUAAGUCUUCGUUGGCAGCAAAUACAAAAGGAAGAUGCCCGUGAUUUGGACCUGCGGGCGUUGAGUCUGCUCGAUUUUGAGAAGGAUAUGAGUGUGCCACUGCCAAAGCUAGAUGGAUAUCUCAAGGCUAUGAGCUCUUCAAAGGGCCAGGACUCGACGGCAGAAUUCACGCCAUCGAGUAAAUUGCUAACGCACCAGCAGGACAAAUUGCCACCCCUUCCUGACACUCCGCUCAACGACUACGGAGCGUCGAACCUCCAGCAAUUUGAACAGUGGGUUGCACUACAUCUUUCGAACUGGACGAAAGCCACAGAAUCAAACAGAGUCUGUGACUUGCUAUGCGAUUUGCUCAAGAGAUACCACCAGCUGGCACGUCAAUUCUACCAGCACAACCCAGAGGGUAUCUCUGUGAUGCUUCUAACCAUUUUCGAGCUGUGGAUGGCCUGUGAUGAGGCCGCUGUUAUGAGUUGCGGAAUGUUAGCGGAAUACGAUCCUGAAAUUCCGACUGCAGUACUUCAGAACCUUCUCCUGCCAUUUCGGGGCCAGAUGGAGCGCUUGUCGAGCAUUGAGCGCUAUAUUGCUGGUCGCAAAGGCAAUCUGGGCUCGUCUUACCUCUUCAGCACCACAAGCGAUAGUGGUUUCGCCUCUCGCUACUACGAUUUGUCAAGCGAUCAUCAAGCCCUCAUGCAGGAUAUCGAGGCCAAAGCUCGAGCUAGCCGGGAGAAUAAGCUCUCAGAGCUUCGCGAGCUCCAGAGUGAGUACCGUCGUCUCGAUGCUCUUUACGGUCAAAGCAGUUGCCAAUACGACACGAGAGUUAUCGACUCUUGGUGCGACCCACCUGAAACUGAGACUGUACAUAAGCCCACAUGCCAGAAGUGCAGAUACGGGCGAGAGCGUGACAACCUGGAAAUCGAUGUAGACGAAUGGCCAUUGCCAAAACGCUCCUCUGAAGCAAAGACCGUGGUCUUCGAGCUGCGGACUCCGAGCUGGUUCGCUUGCUGGCGCGAAGCGAGGUUUUACAUGCUGGGCAACGUUCUUGAAGGCAGCCGUGCUUACCAAGCACUGCGAGCUGAAUAUCGGCUGUCAUCGAACGAUCCUCAGUUGACGAAGUAUUUCAAGACUCGAAGCCAUCGGAUCGGCUUACUUUCACAGGAUAAGCCUAUGCUUCGCACACACUACAAAGGCAAGAAUAUCUCCACGUGUACUAAGGAAUCCAUCUGCGUUGAUAACGGCUUGCGAUAUGCCUACUUCGACGCCGUUUCGAAUGCUUUCGUUGGCAACUUUCACUUCGAUGACAAGGUGCCAAUAUCUUGCACCUACAAAUUGCCGGAAGAAGUCAGAUCGGUCCAGCAGUUUCUUCUUCGCACAGCAUCGAAACCCGAUGGCCCGCCGCCGAAUGCGGUCAUUGCCAAUCAGGAGCAUUGUCCGGAGAGUAUGACGUUGGAAGAGUACAAGGAGCUUAGCACCAUUCCUCUCGGCCAUCGCAUUCAAUGGGCAAACAUCAUCUUGCAAUUAGCCAUGCCCGGCGUGGACUUCAAGAAGCCCGAGACGGCUCUCGUCAUUUUCCAGUGCAUUUAUCAAGCAGGACCUGCCGCUGGUGAUGCGCUACGCCAGGCUCACUGCAUAUUUCGGGAUAACGCCCAUGCAUUCUCGGUCUUGAGCAAUCUGCGGGUUGCGUUGCAGAGAGUGAAAGAGAACUGGGAAUCCGCACAAGCUCUUUACACUUUCGUCGCGAUAGCAACCCGCAUAGUUUCCCUGAAUGGUGCUCUGAAGGACGGCUGCAUGUCUUUCUUGAGGGACGCUCGAGCUAUUGCAAUUAAUUGGAUGGGCACACUUCGCAACAAGGCUUAUUCAACACCAGACCACACUUUGCAGAACGAGUUCCUGUCAAAGAGUGUCGAGGUAGCCUUGAUUUGCGCCUCUACGUUUGAUCUCGACGAUGUCUAUCUGCGAGAGGUACUGAAAUCACCCAAAGAAGCAUCGCUUCUGGUCCAGGCCUCUAUCAUGGUACAAGAGGCCGAGCAGACUCUGGCGAACAAGGAACCGCACAUCCUUCUGCUGAACCUCCGCUUCAAGCGCAUCCUGCACCGCAGCUAUCAGCAUCUCGUACAAAACCAGGCUGGAUUGAACAUCGCGAUCAAGAAUGCUUGGUCAGGGUAUACUGCGAGCAGUGCAGGUUGGACUCGAGAACCCGCGCCGGCAGACCAUUGGGUGACCACCACGAACGCUGUCUCAACCAACAGCAAUAUCCUGCGAGUACACUACAAUACACUGACUGGAGAGCUACUUGUCAACGGAACACCAUUAGCGCAGCCUCCCGUGGAGUAUCGUAACACUGCUCUAUUCAAGACGCUUUUUGGGGCUUGCGUUGUCGAAGUCAUGCCAGCUUCCAACGCUGGCUUUCAAUUCUCCACCAAGAGUACGUUUGGCAAAGACUGUCGAGUUGAGCUGAGGCUGGCCAAAGAACAGUUGAUAGUGCGCGCCACGAAUGUUGAGGACAUUUGGGAAUCUUUGCCCAGCGCGCUCCUAGAGGGACACUAUCCGUCCCAUUUCAUCGACGAUUACGUUCUUUGGUACAGCGCUUCGAAGAAAGCUGUCGAGCUCCGCCCGCGGGACGAUCCCUGGAACGCUAAUUCUGCCUUGAAUCUCACCUUGAUGCAGACUGGACCAUCCGCUCGCUGGAAGUUGGUGAAAGACGAAGUUUGCCUACUUGGCGUCAACAAUGCGACUGCAAAACUUGUUGCGCAGAUCCUGCAUCCUCUGGCCGAUCCUUUGCAAAUCCAUUGCAUGCUCCACCAGCCUGGUUGCCAAACUCUUGAGAUUGAGCUACCUUCAGUACGACUAGGCUUCUCACUCUCCAGAGGAGCCGCGAAUCUCGAGUCUCGUGAAUACAGAUCCAUGGUGGUAGACCAGGACCAGCGUCUUGGAACAUUGAUUGGCUUCGCGAACAAGUUGAUUUUGAAAUCCCCGAGCAGCAACAGUCGUCUGGCCAUUAUACUCGAGUCGGACCUCGCAUACGUACGGCUGGGAGAUCAUGUAUCUGUUGAGGUGCAGCGCAAGAUGAAAUGCAAGGUGCAUGCCGUGGAAGUGGACACUACUCUUCACCGAUUGCAGGACAGCGGUUUCGAUUGCAAGCUGUAUCUCACGUAUCUUCACGCGCUUACGUCGUUCUGCUUACCAGAUCCUCUGACGCUUCAGACUGGUACAGAGCAAGCCCUUACUCUCCUGCGCUCGAAAGCCGUUGCGUCGUUUGACCAGCUCUCGCAGUCCAAUGUUGAUCGACUGGUCACGAUUGCAGCGCUAAGUCCCGGCCGUCGCUUUUACCCGGCUCAAAAGCGUGACAUGCAGCAAGUAGACUGGGACAGCGGUCUUGGCUUUCUCUCUCAGCAUGGGCGUUUUGCGGUCACCGUCGCGUCUAUACUACGACAGUCAGCAGUGACAGAGAUAUUUUACCCUGAGGCCAAUCUCCAGAUACCUGAUCUAGCGCAGAUCGAAGAAGAUCUGCGUAUCCGAGACGAUAUUCGAUCUUCAACAUUCAGGACAUCGGGAUUUGGUGCCGAAGACUUCAACACGCUUCGUGAUUGGAAGUAUACAUCGAGGGCACAUUCACAGUUGUCGGACCGAGCCCAGAAGGUCGCCAACAUCUCGACGCUUCUUCUGCGAGCUGGUGAUGAUCUGCACUAUCCAGUUCCUUCACAGUACCGGCUUUGGGAGCUGAUGCGGGAUGCAACUACCGUCAACGGUGCUUCGGCACUAAUAGACGCUUCUCGGCUACGAUAUGAUGCAAGUCUGUUGCGCGAUGGUUUUGAACAAGCCAUCUCUAAGUUUCCUGCUUUGCACCGCUGGUCAAAAGAUGCACAAAAUCUUCACUGGCGCAAGUAUACCCUCACAACGUGGCUUGCUACAUUGUCGUUUGCAGAGGACGCGGAACUGAGCAUUCUGCAGCUGAUUGCCCUCUGCUUCAAGUCAAAGCAUCUAGCGAAAGUCUCCGCGCCUGAAAUUGUUUCCUUCACGCCUAGCGAGGGUCCUCACAAUGGCCAAACUAUCGACAGACAAUCUAUCAGGAGCGUUGUCGUUCUGCGUCGUCGACCAUUGACAAGCUGUCCAGAGUACAGACUGCCUCGGAACACGAAUGAGAAACACAACAAUUACCAGCGCCGCCGCGACAAUGCCUGGAAUCGUUCGAGUGAAGCGGCGAUAACCCAAGUGGUUAAUUCACUCAUGAUACAGUGGCGAUGCCAGACACCAGUGCUUCCAAAUGUCUCGAACGCUGCCACUUAUAUUGACAUGGACAGAGCAAUGGAGGCCAUCAAAGCCAGAUUUGGGACUUGGUACGACAACAGCCUUCUCUUCGACUACUCUGAGGAUAUGCAGCGCGCCGUCGAGCGUCUCGAUUCCAAGAUCAUCAGCUUGCCAUCCGUAAAGAUGAAGCUUCCGGCCCCUCAGCCAAGCCUAAGUGGCUUCUUCGCCGAAGAGAACCUCUUCUCGGCACCACCUCCGUUGCUCCCUGAUAGUGGCAGCUUUGUUGGGAUUCCCGAUGAAAGCUCCCAGGCGACAGCGCAAAAGGCGAUGGUGCCGCUGUUGACUCCUUUCGUGGGCGCAUUACGGUCCAAUGUCAGCAGCUCAACGUACGAGAAAGACUACGUGCGAGAUCUUGAAGAAAGCCUCGACGCGCUCAUUCUUCGGCAUGAUGCUGAAGCGCUUGCACGUGUUGACAUUGCUCAGGCCACACUGGAGGCGCACCUUGCUCAGUGUUCGAUCCAUGUCGACGCUGUCUAUUCGAAGAUAGCCGAAUCGAUGUGUAGCACAGCUAGAGCUAAAGCAGCCCGACAGGUACAACAAUCGCCGCGCCUGUCGCCUUCUUUUCUGUUGAAGCAGCUUUCGAAAGACCACUGGCGAAAAUUGUCCAAGGACUGGCAGAACUGCAUAGUCAAGUACGCACUUGCAUUGACCGCUCUGCAGCGGGCUCAGCGGCUGGUAAAGCUUGGAGCUACUUCUGGAGAAGAUCUCAUCGGCGAGCUGCGCAACGUGGGACAUACAAAUUGGAAUCCACACGACUACCCUGAGUCUCUCCUCAUUGAAGUCGAGGGCGGCAUCAUGAUCCGCGAAGUACAAGAGCAGAUUGCUCGAGAGAUGCGGAGUCCUUCUUCGAACAGCAAUGCCGUAUGCCAAUUGAACAUGGGCCAAGGCAAGAGCAGCGUCAUUGUGCCUAUCGUGGCAGCAGCUCUUGCCGACUCAUCUCAGCUAGCUCGAGUUGUCGUUGCGAAGCCGCAGUCCAAGCAGAUGGCACAGAUGCUCAUAUCCAAGCUGGGAGGCCUUGUCAAUCGACGUGUCUACUUUAUGCCAUUUUCACGGUCGCUCAAGUUGGGUCGUUCAGCUGCGGAGGCUAUCACGGACAUGCUGCAUGAGUGCAUGAACACUGGAGGCAUUCUGCUUGUGCAGCCGGAGCAUAUCCUUUCCUUCAAGUUGAUGGCGCCGGAAUGCUACAUUAGCGGGAAGCACGACGUGGGCGAGCCUACUAUGUCCACGCAGGACUUCCUGGAUCGCUUUUCGCGCGAUAUUGUCGACGAGAGCGACGAGAACUUCAGCACGCGAUUUGAGCUAAUCUACACAAUGGGCACCCAGCGCUCAAUUGAGCUGAGCCCUGAUCGAUGGUUUCUUGUUCAACACGUACUCGACCUUGUGCGGGAAAUUGCUCCAAUCAUCGUAAAGGAACUUCCUGACUCUAUUGAAGUCUGCGAUGGAGUGAAUGGAAGCUUCUCGAGGGUGCGCUUGUUGCGGCCGGAUGCUGAAGCGCUUUUGGUAGCCCGCAUUGCUUCGCAGGUCUGCGAGCAGGGGCUGGCCAGUUUUCACCUGACUCGGCAGUCGUCCAACAUCCGCAAGGCUGUCUAUGCGUACAUCACUAAGCCUCAGCUCUCUGUGGAGGAAAUAAAGGCAGUUGAGGAUAGCACGAUUUGGACUGACACAACUCAACCUCAGCUUCUUAUGCUUCGCGGUCUCCUCGCAGGCGGCGUGCUUGCUUUCACUCUUGGUCAGAAGCGUUGGCGUGUCAAUUAUGGCCUUGCCACCCGAACACCGCCCACGAAGUUGGCUGUUCCCUACCGCGCGAAAGACAGUCCAUCUCCGCGCAGCGAGUUCUCCCACCCGGACGUUGUUAUCACCCUAACGUCAUUGUGCUACUACUAUGAGGGCCUGAGCGACGACGACCUCUUCACUGCACUCGGACAUCUCAUGGAGUCAGACCAAGCGGACAGUGAAUAUCAAGCUUGGGUCAAAGAUUCCUACAACCUAUCUUCAGCUUUCAAGCAGCUCCAGGGCAUCAAUCUGAAGGACAAGCCGCAAUGCACCGGUGACGUCUUCCCGUCACUACGAUAUGGGAAGACUGUCAUCGACUACUUCUUGUCUCACGUCGUCUUUCCGAAAGAGAUGAAGGAGUUCCCUCACAAGCUUUCAGCAUCUGGAUGGGACCUGGGAAAGGCUAGGGCGCGCUUGACAACGGGCUUCUCCGGAACCAACGAUUCACGGCGUUUGCUUCCCUUGGACAUCAACCAUCUUGACCUCAAAGACCAGAAGCAUACCAAUGCGCUCGUGCUUGAAUACCUGCUUCAGCCACAGAAUGGAGUUCAUCUCAUGUCAUCGGACAAGACAAGCAGUGCUGAAACAAACUCCAAUGCCCACAGCUUAUUGUCUUCGGUAAUGCGACUGGAUCCUCCGGUUCAGGUAAUCUUGGACGUUGGAGCUCAAAUUCUGGAACUCAACAACCUGCAGAUGGCUCGAGCUUGGCUAGAGCGUCAUACUGAGGAGAAGCAAGCCGUGGUCUUUAUCGAUGACAACGACGAAAUAUGCGUGGUAGAUCGACAAGGUACUGUUGAUCUCCUGCGAACAUCAUCAUACCAAUCGCGGCUCGAUGCUUGUCUUGUCUUUCUAGACGAAGCACACACUCGUGGGAUUGAUUUACGUCUUCCAAAGUGCUUCAGAGCUGCGUUGACGCUUGGCGCACAUUUGACAAAAGACAGACUGGUCCAAGCGGCGAUGCGCCUUCGAAAACUCGGUCAGGGACAGACUGUAGUAUUCUGCAUCCCUGAGGAGAUCCAGACCAAGAUUCUCGAGACCAGCUCCAAAGGCUCUACCGCUGGUGCCAAGAUUGAGGUCGCAGACGUCCUUGCAUGGUCCAUUAGUGAGACGCAUGCCGACACUCGCCGCAACAUGCCUCUUUGGGCUGUGCAGGGGGAGCGCUUCGUUCGGCAAGACAAGCUGUGGAAGGCAGCUCAAGAUCAGCACGGAAACACUCUGAUGACUGUUGAGCAUGCCACCAAGUUCUUGGAAGACGAGGCUCAAACCAUCGAGCACCGAUACCGCCCCCGGAGCUCCCACGAUCUACCGACCUAUCUCGCAGACACGACCGAUCUCGAUCUCCGACGUAUUGCUGAGCGUUGCCGUGAAUUUGACGAUCUUCAAUUCAAUUCCGGCACGCUCCAAGAGGAACAAGAGCGUGAAUUGGCGCCAGAAAUUGAGCAGGAGCGACAAGUUCAGCGGGCACCGCCAGCGCAGCCCGCUAAGCAUCUUUUGCAUCCGGACGUGGAGCGGUUUGCCAUGAGAGGCGAGCUUACUGCUGGCUCGAAUGCGUAUUACAUAGCGUUCACGUUAUUGAGGAGAACGAGUGCGGAAAAGACAUUCCCCUCGAGCUACCUCGGAACCCAGCAGCUGAUUGCAACUGCAGACUAUGCUCAGACCGUGGAGCGCAAGGGAAUUUCUUUCGUACAAGAUUCCUUUCUACGGCCCGUGCAGUGGAUCCUGACGCGCUGUGCCAACGGCAGCGACAUUGUGCAGGACAUCAUGAUUAUCAGUCCGUUUGAGGCGAACGAGCUGUACCAUCGCAUGGGACAAUCCAAAGCAACGACUCUACUCGUCUACAAACCGCGUGCGAAUUCAGGAUACGCGCCGCUCGAUGUCCAUCUCCACACGAUCUCAGCACGACCCAUCGUGCCCGUGAUACCCCUGUCGCUCUCGGUUCAGCUCGACAUCUUCUCUGGACAGCUCUACUUCAGCUCCUACAAACACUACUUCGAGACCUGCAGAUUUCUUGGCUUGUCGCCGAAAGCGCUUACUGCAGAGAUGGAGCAAGAGGGCUGGGAAGUUGCUGCUGAUGGGUUCAUCCUCCGCGACAAUGUGGGCCAAGUUGGUGGCGAGUCCAGGUUGAAGAAGAGUCCGGUGGGAUUUCUCAAGGCAUUGAUGUCGAUGCGUCGCAACGGCGAUGGAGUUUCAAAGACGCAGGUGGGUGGUCUGCUGGACGGCAAGUUGUUUCAGCCGUCAGAAUUUGAAGAAUGA